GCAGGAUUGGCCCGCCCGCCGCUUCCAGGGGCGGAGGUGACAGCGGGCCUGGGACAGGCGGCCGUAGCUGCCCGCCGCGCCAAGGGACCGCCAGGCGGCGGAGAGCAGGUCAGGGGCCGGCCGAGGCCGGGCGGGGAGCCCGGGGUCGCUGUCCGGGGACGGCGGGCGGAAGGGACCCGCGCCCCGAGGAACGCGCCGGGCGGCCAGGCCUGCGCUGCCCCGCCGCGGCCGCUGCCCCGGCCGGGAGCCCCCGAGGGGCAGCAGGGCGCCGGGCCCUCGUCGGAGUUCUCCGGUCCAGGUUAUAAAAGAUGGAGGCCGGCUCAGUGGUUCGAGCCAUCUUUGACUUCUGCCCUAGCGUAUCAGAAGAACUGCCGCUCUUUGUGGGAGAUGUUAUUGAGGUGUUGGCAGUGGUGGAUGAAUUUUGGCUUCUAGGAAAGAAAGAGGAUGUGACAGGACAGUUCCCCAGCAGUUUUGUGGAAGUUGUUACCAUUCCCAGUCUAAAAGAGGGCGAGAGACUGUUUGUCUGUAUCUGUGAAUUUACAUCCCUAGAAUUGAACAGCCUUUCCCUCCAUCGAGGUGACCUAGUGGUUCUCGAUGGCACUCCCACUGCCGGCUGGCUGCAGGGCCGGAGCUGCUGGGGUGCCCGGGGCUUCUUCCCGUCCUCAUGUGUUAGGGAGCUCUGCCUCUCCUCACAGAGUCGGCAGUGGCACUCACAGAGUGCCCUUCUCCAGAUUCCCGAGUAUUCAAUGGGACAAGCCCGGGCACUGAUGGGGCUCUCUGCCCAGCUGGAUGAGGAGCUGGACUUCAGAGAAGGGGAUGUGAUUACCAUUAUUGGAGUUCCUGAACCAGGCUGGUUUGAAGGGGAGUUAGAGGGUCGAAGAGGCAUUUUUCCGGAAGGUUUUGUAGAGCUUUUGGGGCCCCUGAGGACUGUGGAUGAGUCAGUAAGUUCUGGAAAUUGCGAUGACUGCAUUACUAACGGUGAAGUAGAUACCAACACAGGAGAAGAGAGACAGCCAGAAGAGGAAGGCGAGCAGCCAGCCACCUACGGGAUUGCCCUCUACAGAUUCCAAGCCCUGGAGCCAAAUGAGUUGGAUUUUGAAGUAGGCGAUAAAAUCCGAAUCCUGGGGACCCUGGAAGAUGGCUGGCUAGAAGGAUCACUGAAGGGCAGGACAGGCAUCUUUCCUUACCGCUUUGUAAAGUUAUGUCCUCAAGCAAGGGUGGAGGAAACCAUGGAUCUGCCGCAGGAAAGCAGCCUCACCAACAUCCCUGACACAUCUUUGGAUUGUUCGGAGAACUUAGAAGUGGAAGGAACAAGACAUGAAUCUCCUGAGUAUAAAGCAGAGAAGUCCAACUCAGUUAUUUCUGAAACAUCUACUUCCCCACUGGAGCAUCUGACUUCUGAGUAUGAAGAAGACAAAAACUCUCACUGGGACACGGGCACCUCAGAAGGGCCCCCAAGAAGCACAGGUUCAGGGCACGAACAGCUUCUUGCCAAAUACUCUUCCACAAAGGAUCCUUCAGAGGUGGUCAAUGGUGUUGCGUCCCAAACUCCAGUACCUUUUCAUCCCGAAUUGCAGAAAAACCAGUAUUAUUCUAUAGGAGGAGGAAGCAACCCCUGCCCCGACCAGUACUCUGACCCUCUUCCUCUAGAAGCAAGGACUAGAGACUACUCCAGCCUACCUCCCAGAAGAACAUACUCCCAGCCGAAAACCCUUCAGAAGCCAGUGCCACGUCUUCAUAGCACCUUUUCCCGUUUAGCUUCCAGGGCAGUCAGACCCAGCCAGUUGAGCCCUCAACUCCAGGGCAUGGCGCGGUGUGUGAAAAAGCACCUCACACCCAAAGAAAAUGCUUCCAGCUUUUGCUCUGCAUCAGAGAGAUCAGAGAUGAAGCCUGGUCUGCAAGACAAGGCACCUGCUGUGGAAGCAAUGGCACUUUCACAGGGAGACGGCAACACGGACCUGGAUUCUAAGUUGACACAACAACUGAUAGAGUUUGAGAAGAGCUUGUCAGGGCCCGGCACAGAACCAGAUAAAAUUUUGCGCCACUUUUCAAUCAUGGACUUUAACUCUGAAAAGGAUAUUUUCCGAGGUUCCUCGAAGCUAAUCAUCCAGCAGGAGCUGCCCGAGAGGAGAAAGGCUCUAAGGCCACCGCCACCCCGUCCCUGUACUCCAGCAUCCACUCCUCCCCAUUUGCCAGUGGACCAGAACCUGAGACCGGAACCACCCUUGGCAAUGCGACCGUCUCGCCCCGCUCCCCUGCCUCCCUCAGCCCAGCAGAGAACGAAUGCAGUACCCCCCAAGCUCCUAACCUGUAACCGUCCUGGCUGGGAGACCCUAGAAAAGGAGAGCCCUGAGAACAUGGAGAAGACUUUGGACCAGACUUCCCAGUGUCCCUUAGUCUUGGUGAGGAUUCAGGAGAUGGAACAGGACUUGGAUAUGUGCUGCAGGGCUCAAGAAGAGCUGAACUUACUGCUGGAGGAGAAGCAAGAGGAAUCACUAAGGGCAGAGACCCCUGAGAAUCUUGAGUUCUACGAGAGUAACAUUGAGAGUUUGAACAUGGAACUCCAGCAACUUAGAGAAAUGACACUCCUCUCCUCCCAGUCUUCAGCACUAGUGGCCCCUUCUGGGUCUGUGUCCACUGAAAGCCCAGAGCAGAGGAUGCUGGAGAAGAGAGCCAAGGUGAUAGAGGAACUUCUUCAGACGGAGAGAGACUACAUUCGGGAUCUGGAAAUGUGUAUCGAGCGGAUCAUGGUACCCCUGCAGCAGGCUCAGAUACCAAACAUUGAUUUUGAGGGACUUUUUGGAAAUAUGCAGAUGGUGAUUAAGGUCUCAAAGCAAUUAUUGGCUGAUCUGGAAAUCAGCGAUGCCGUAGGACCGGUGUUUCUUGAUCACCGAGAUGAGCUUGAAGGAACAUACAAGGUUUAUUGCCAGAAUCAUGAUGAGGCCAUCUCAUUGCUGGAAAUAUAUGAGAAGGAUGAGAAGAUCCAGAAGCAUCUUCAGGACUCCUUGGCAGAUCUUAAGAGCCUGUACAAUGAAUGGGGAUGCACAAAUUAUAUUAACCUGGGCUCCUUCCUCAUCAAACCAGUGCAGAGAGUAAUGCGCUACCCACUGCUGCUGAUGGAGUUGCUGAAUUCCACCCCCGAAUCCCACCCAGAUAAAGUGCCUUUAACCAAUGCAGUCCUUGCAGUCAAGGAAAUCAACGUUAACAUUAAUGAAUAUAAACGUCGAAAGGACCUGGUCCUCAAGUACCGAAAGGGUGAUGAAGAUAGUCUCAUGGAGAAAAUUUCCAAACUGAACAUCCACUCCAUCAUCAAGAAAUCCAACCGGGUUAGCAGUCACCUGAAGCACCUCACCGGCUUUGCCCCACAGAUUAAAGAUGAAGUAUUUGAAGAAACAGAGAAAAACUUCCGAAUGCAAGAAAGAUUGAUCAAAUCUUUUAUCCGAGACCUGUCUCUCUACCUCCAGCAUAUCCGGGAAUCGGCAUGUGUGAAGGUGGUGGCUGCCGUGAGCAUGUGGGAUGUGUGCAUGGAGAAGGGACACAGAGACUUGGAACAGUUCGAGAAGGUGCAUCGCUACAUCAGUGACCAGCUCUUCACAAAUUUUAAGGAGAGGACAGAGCGGCUGGUCAUCUCUCCCCUGAAUCAGUUACUGAGCAUGUUCACGGGGCCCCACAAGCUGGUGCAGAAACGCUUUGACAAGCUUCUGGACUUCUAUAACUGUACAGAACGGGCAGAGAAGCUGAAGGACAAAAAGACCCUGGAGGAGCUGCAGUCGGCCCGGAACAACUACGAGGCCCUGAACGCCCAGCUGCUGGACGAGCUGCCCAAGUUCCAUCAGUACGCGCAGGGCCUCUUCAGCAACUGUGUGCAUGGCUACGCCGAGGCCCACUGUGACUUCGUGCGCCAGGCGCUGGAGCAGCUGAAGCCGUUGCUCUCGUUACUCAAAGUCACCGGCAGGGAAGGGAACCUGAUUGCCGUCUUCCAUGAGGAGCACAGCAGGGUCCUGCAGCAACUCCAGGUUUUCACCUUCUUCCCAGAGUCUCUUCCCGCCACCAAGAGGUCACUUGAGAGGAAAACUAUGGACCGCCAGUCCACCCGAAAGCCACUCCUGGGCCUGCCAAGUUACAUGCUUCAGUCGGAAGAACUCCGGGCCUCCCUCUUGGCAAGGUAUCCCCCUGAAAAGCUCUUCCAAGCAGAACGGAACUUCAAUGCUGCCCAGGACCUGGACGUCUCACUUCUGGAAGGCGACCUGGUGGGCGUGAUCAAGAAAAAGGACCCCAUGGGCAGCCAGAACCGCUGGCUGAUUGACAAUGGAGUCACCAAAGGCUUUGUGUACAGCUCCUUCCUGAAGCCCUACAAUGCACGCCGCAGCCACUCCGACGCCUCCGUGGGCAGCCACUCCUCCACCGAGUCAGAGCACGGCAGCUCCUCCCCCAGGUUCCCCCGGCGGCAGAACAGCGGCGGCACCUUGACCUUCAACCCCAGCAGUGUGGCCGUGUCCUUUAGCUCAGGGCCUUCCCAGAAACAGCCUCCAGACACAUCUUCACUGACGGAAUUUGACCAAGGAACUCUCAGCGCAUCCUUGAACUCAGAGAGCAGUCCUUCCAGAUGCCCCUCGGACCCAGACUGCCCCUCCCAGCACGGGUCCUGGGACUCGGUAGACGCUGCCAGAGACCUCCACCAGCCUGCUCCCACUCUGAGGAGCUCCCGAAACCCCAGGCAUCCAGAAAUGGCUGGUUACUCCGUGCCAGGGCGAAACGGGCAGGGUAGAGACCUCGUAAAAGGAUGUGCAAGAACAGCCCUGUCUCUGGAUGACAGAAACGGACAGCUGGAAAACAGCGAGGCGGAAGGCAACCAGGUCUAUUUUGCUGUCUAUACCUUCAAGGCACGGAACCCAAACGAGCUGAGUGUGUCAGCCAAUCAGAGACUCAAGAUCCUGGAGUUUAAAGAUGUUACAGGAAAUACAGAAUGGUGGUUAGCCGAAGUUAAUGGGAAGAAGGGCUAUGUUCCAUCCAAUUAUAUCUGCAAAACUGAGUACACCUGAACCUGUUGUGCCUCCCAUUCAACCUUGCUGCCUUUGCUUCCUUCUGCUGAAGGGUCCUGGUGUCCACUGAGAGGGCGCCUGCUCUUGAGACACUGGCCCUGCCUGCAUGGCUUAACCAUGGCACACUGGGGCACAAGAUAAGUCUUGCUCUCUUUGAUUGGGUUGUCAACCUUGAUGCUUGCUAGAAUUUCUAGAAUUUGAAAUGGACCCUGGGGCUUGCAAGUGAUUCAGUGACUGUGAGAAGAGAGGCCAAUCCUGGGGUCAGCUUUUGGAAACGAGAAAUUUCCAGUCAGAAGACCAGUAUCCAAUAUAUGCUGGAAGCUGUGCUAUAGCAUUAGAAGAAGUUGGCGUUGGUUGUGCCAUACUGAGUUUGGGGUGGCCCCAUGCACCAUGAUCGACUGACUGGAAACUGACUUGGAUGAAAAGAAUUCUCUGGGAGCCCUUUCAGGCUGCGCCUCUGCAUGUGGCAAGGAGUUUGUCGACCUUGUACCAAAUCUGGUGUUUUAAAACCUCAGUGUCUGGCACACAUUCACACACACACCCCUUAUUUCUAAAAGUCCCUAAAACGCUACCACCUGUAAUCUUUUUCUUAUUUAUUUCACUGCACUUCCAGAUAGCUUGGGCAAAAUUCAACUACUUUCUUUCUCGUUUUAAAAAAUGUUUAGGGUCUUUCUUUUCCUUGAACCUUCAUCUGAAAGGUUCUCUUCCCGUUGGGUGCUAUCCUCCACACCUUGCUGACAGUCAUCUCUACUUUAUAUGGUCUGUGCGUGAUAAUGUCUCCUGGCCUCUCUCCUGAAGCUCAAUAUCUGAUAGACUUUCCUAGGAGAACAGGAUCAGAGCUCCCGCCAUUUCAUUAGAGGGAUUCAUUCUGCGAUGGGCUGAAGCCAUUCCAGCCUGCUGGGAGACUGGAUGCCUCUCCCCUUCAUCCAAGCACACUACUGUCCACAGAUGCAGAAAACAUAACGCAUGUGUCUUAUUUGAAUUCGGAUAAGCAGUCCCAGAAGUAGCUUAUCCUAGACUUGGAAAUAAGCAUUUUCUGUUUCAUCAGGCCCCGUGCUUCAGAGACCGUGGUCGAAGCCAAACAGAAUCUAAAGUGCCUGAUUGUGCCUCCCUCCGCCUCAGGAAGAUAUUUACUAAUCCUAACACUAAGAAUCUCCCCCUGAAGUUUCUAUUUGAGCAGGGCUCUGAUUCUUAAGGUCCGCCCCAGAUAGAAAACCUACCUUGGAACAGGAAACCGUGAAUUUUGUCUUUUAAGAAAGGGAAUUAAGAACAGCCUUACAGCCCUUGCUCCUCCAAAUGCACCUUCGCCUUAAAGUUAUGAUGAAUUGGGAGACACCUGUGAACUCCUUGGCCCCCCGAGUCUGCUGGUUGGUCAGAAGGAAGCAACGCAAGAGUCUCUUGUGAAUAGUGUUUAUAUCUAGAGAUGUUUAUAUUUAAGUAGUUAUUUUAUAAAUAAAAGCAUUUCUAAGGGC
Eubalaena glacialis (North Atlantic right whale) is the source of this 6514-nucleotide messenger RNA. It is a transcript of the gene DNMBP, whose product is annotated as dynamin binding protein. The transcript is spliced from 17 exons. The coding region runs from base 309 to 5042 and encodes 1577 amino acids. Lineage: Eukaryota; Metazoa; Chordata; Mammalia; Artiodactyla; Balaenidae. Gene Ontology annotation, molecular function: protein binding; guanyl-nucleotide exchange factor activity. Gene Ontology annotation, cellular component: cytoplasm. Gene Ontology annotation, biological process: intracellular signal transduction. The record is from RefSeq and is a predicted model, not a curated record.